Messenger RNA from Cherax quadricarinatus, 3483 nucleotides. NCBI's taxonomy places the organism in Eukaryota, Metazoa, Arthropoda, Malacostraca, Decapoda, Parastacidae. The record is from RefSeq and is a predicted model, not a curated record.
AAUGAAAUACAGGUGUUUGUGAUGACAUGUGCCAUUAAUUCUCAUAUACCAAUCAGCCUGCGGGUUUGACGUGGGAUGCUAUGCGGCGCUGCGUUAUAUUAAUGGCUUUGUUAUGUGGGGCUGUGGUGGUGAGUUUGGCAGCUAAGUCCCAGACAUACGUUGAAAGCAUUGCAGAUCCUAAGGUGAUGGGAAUUCUGAAAGGACCAUUUCAAUAUCCUAACCUGCUUGAGACUUAUAGACAUAGUCUGAGAGAGAGUGUGUCUUCCAGGAUCAUGCAGUCAGCAUGGAAGAAACUGUGGCCUGACUUUGUGGCAGCCAGGGAUUUUGAAAGCUUUGAAGAUGAGCCUGAGAUGCUCAUACAGAGGAUCCUUGAUUUGCUUGCCAAUGGGACCACUCCAAUGCUCAGGACCACUUGGCUUACCGUCAUAGUGGUAGAAAACAGCCCAGAAUGGCAUCUCAUUUUUAUGAAGCUGACAGAUGAAAUAAUGGACCGGAUGACCAAGCAACAUUUCAAGAUGAUGAGUGGCCCCAUUGUCAGCUCCGACAUUAACAAUGCCAUAGUCCAUUAUGGUGGCGGUAGCAAUGGCAGCUCCAGCAUCAUCACUGAUCAAGUGUAUUGGUCACAUUUGGCUACCAAUGUGGGAAGUCUUGUUCUUUUCUACUGUGAGCUGCUGGCAGUCAGACCACUCAAGACAUAUUCAGCAUCAGUAUCGACAGAAGGUCUAUCUCUGGCAUCAUUUGAAUUAACGUCAGAAUCAGAAACUUCUCCAGCUGCUGGUUCACUGUUUUUCUUCCAGCUGCUUCCUGGCUCUGGCUGCAUCAUGCUACUCUUUUACCGUCAUUCUAUCUCACAUACUCAUGUCAACACAGCCAAUUUUCAUCUUCUUGCCACUCUGGUCAAGGAGGAACUAAAUGGGGUCCCAAAGUACACAUAUGAAGGGGAAAAUAAUAAAGCAGGAAUUGUAGCAUUUAUGAGAAAUCCUGGGAAGGCACCAGAGAAGCCCAAAGAGGAGGUUUGGUCUGACACACCUAGUGACGUGGCUCAUCUCACUGAUACUACAUUUCAUGAAUUCAUAAAGGGUGAAACAUCGGUGUUAGUAAUGUUUUAUGCCCCUUGGUGUGGACACUGCAAACGCAUGAAGCCAGAAUACACUGCUGCUGCUACAGUUUUAAAAGAAAAAGGGAUGGCGGGACGGUUAGCUGCUGUCGACACCACGAAGGAAACUAAGCUGGGCUCAGAAUUCAGUAUUAAAGGCUAUCCUACCAUCAAGUACUUUAAAGAUGGAGAAUUUGCUUUUGAUGUAUCCUCAGCGAGAGAGAAGGACAAGAUAAUAGAAUUUAUGUCAGACCCAAAGGAGCCCCCUCCACCGCCGCCGCCUGAGAAACCCUGGUCAGAGGUGGAAUCCUCAGUUGUACAUCUAACUGAUGAGAAUUAUAAAUCAUUUCUCAAAAAGAAAAAGCAUGUUCUUGUUAUGUUUUAUGCCCCAUGGUGUGGUCACUGCAAGAAAGCCAAACCUGAAUUUACUGGUGCUGCAGACAGAUUUGUGGAUGACCCAAAAGUUGAGUUUGCUGCAGUCGAUUGCACAGCUUACCAGGCUUUGUGUAGUGCAAACGAUGUCAGUGGUUAUCCCACUUACAAGUAUUUCAAUUAUUACAAGAACACUAAACCAUAUAAUGGGGGACGAACAGAAAUCGAUUUCGUGAAAUUUAUGGAAGAUCCAGAGAAUCCACUGAGUGGCUCUCCACCUCCGCCACCUUCACCAAGGGAGGAGUGGGCAUCAGUGCAGGGAGGAAACUUAAUUCACCACUUAACAGAAGCCACUUUUGACACAUUUAUCAAUAACAAAGAGGCUCUUGUUAUGUUCUAUGCACCAUGGUGUGGCCACUGUAAGGCCAUGAAGGGUGACUAUGGUCAAGCAGCAGUUGAGUUGGCUGCUGAAGGUCAGACUGGUGUGCUGGCCACAGUUGAUGCCACUGUUGAACGUAGCCUAGCCACACGCUAUCAGAUCCAUGGCUUCCCUACGUUGAAAUUCUUUAGACGAGGUCAACUGAUAACAGAAUAUAAUAGAAGUCGUAAAGCAGCAGAUAUUAUCGAUUUUAUGAAGAAUCCUCCAUUAGAUGGUAAAGAUGAACUAUAGAUGAGAGAAGGCUGUAGUUUUUUAUGGGAGUGUAUGAGAAUGCUAAGUAUCAUUUGUAUGCCAAAUUUAUUAUUGUGUAGCUAAAAUGUAUAUGAUGAUGAGCCUUAGUGAACAAGCCUUACAGAGAGUUUUCCUUAAUAUUAUUUAACUUCAUGCAGUAAAAAUGAAAUAAACUACUCAGUAUUUUGAAAAUUUAUUAAUUGAAAUUAUGACAGAUUUCCAGUGAAAUCCAAAUACAGUUUGUCAAAACUUUUAAUAUUAUAUUGUCAGUAUUAUACUAAAUUUAGGCCACGUUGUUACUGUUGUAUUGAAAGGAAACAGUGUAAGAUUUCAUUUUAAUUUACUCUUUAUAAUUUUCUUGAAGGAUGGGAGGUGUGUGUGGUUGUAUGCAUCUUAUUUUAAUAACUCAAAAAACCAGGGAUAAAUUUUUGUGAUCUGGUUUAGUACAAAUUAUGAAACAAAUACUGACAUUUCAUGGAAUUUUCCAUGAGGUUGUAUUUAGGAAGGUGAGAUAUGGUGUACCCAAGACUGAAGAAAUUACUUAGUAGUUACAAAGGAGACAUUCCAAUUCCUUAUAUUUUAAAGCAUAUUAGAGAUAUAAAACUGAAAUAAAGUUGUAGUUACGGCAGCUACCAUACAUUGAUAGUUCAGCCAUUUUCUUGUUAACAUUUUACCAGACAGCUUGAAUUCAUGAAGUUUCAGUGCAAAACCUUUUUCUAGGCUUCAUGCGUAAGUGAAAUGAAUGUUUGGGAUUAAAUGCUUCUUACCAUAAUUGGCAAGAUGGUUGCACGUCAGCAUUCCACAAGUGCCGUCCCUAGUAUGGCCUAUAAUUUGACUAAGAAAUAUUUUAACCGAGAAGAAUAUUUCAGCCAACUACCCAUCAUUAAAUUGAAAAAAAAAAAUAUAAUUGUAAAAAAGCAGAAAAUGUCCUUCCAAACUAUUUGCAAAGAUGUGACAAAUAACUAAGUAAAUAUUUACGUCUUACCUUUGAAAUAUAAAUUUAUAAUUGGCUGUUGACAUAUGACAGUGUGACCUUUAAUGUUGAUACAGAGUUUAUGUAUUGUUAUAUACUAUAAGAUUGCAACUAUUAAUGUCCCACACAAUGAUAUAUUUAUGGCUAAUGCCUUCUUGGGCUCCUUGGUACCUACUUUUGUCAGCUGAUAGAACAAAUAUGUAAUAAUAGUACUAAUUACUUUCACUAGUUUUCCCCUCAUAUGUUGUAGUUCAGGGCUUACAAUUUUAAUAUUAUUUUAAGUAGAUUUUUCCUUGAUCACCAGUUAACCAUGAGAUUUAUUACCGGGAAAGGUUAUAUAAAUAAAUUUGAUCAAACUGUGGCACAACCUUU